AAAUUGUUCUGCUUAAUACGGAUUCAAAUACUAAAUCAUUACAGAUCCAAUAUGUCGCUGACAUAGUGACUGUCUGGGCAUUUGGUUUUACGAAACUCAGCAUUCUCUACUUCUACCGCAGCAUUUUCUGCAGUAGACGGACCAUUCGGACUGCCUUCCACUCUGUGACCAUGUGCAUGAUUGUGCUAGUCUCGGUGUGGACUGUAGCCUUUGAAGUUGGUACAAUCUUUAUCUGCGGUGCCCAUCCCGUGAACGCCUGGGGGACUAUUGCAGUUGUUACAACCGAAUGCAGUCUACAGGUCCCGAUCGUCGAGGGAUAUGCAAUUUCUGAUUUUAUCAUGGACGUGAUUAUAUGGAUGCUACCACUGCCACGGAUAUGGUUGUUGAACAUCUCCGUUCGCCAAAAGAUGGCACUUGGGCUAGUCUUUCUCGUUGGUCUCUUGGCAAUCGCAGCUUCUGCGACACGGAUGGCUAUCUACAUCGCUCAUCUUAUCAACCCCUUUGCUCAAUCAGAUGGAGAAACACUCGUCACAUACCUCUUGUUCUGGACCAUGAUAGAAUGCGGUCUCGGUGUCAUCGUUAUCUGCCUCCCUUCUCUGCGGCCAAUGUAUAAAAAACGCGAGUUGAAUUCUCUAAUCAACAGUUUCAAAAGAUACCUAUACCGAAAUCCCACGUCGACAACAUCGAGCGCUUUACGAAACAACAGCCUAAACGGCUUGACAAAUUCAAACUCGUCUAAUGUGAACCUUGUUAGACCAUGGCACCCCGGGCCAACAACAUCUCCUGCUGUUGGGCACAAUGCUUCGAUGGCCCAACAUCCGUCAAACACAGAGCAAAGAAUUCAGGUCACGAGGGAGAUAGAACUAAUAAGGCUAGACUCGAGCUAAUGUACGGUGACUUGGCUAGGAGGUAGAAGGUAGCACAACCCUUGUCAAUUUGAUCGCUAGUACUCAGUACCUAACCAAUCCUGGGUUACGGG
Molecule: messenger RNA, 979 nt
Organism: Aspergillus welwitschiae
Lineage: Eukaryota; Fungi; Ascomycota; Eurotiomycetes; Eurotiales; Aspergillaceae
Exons: 4
Coding region: 171-887 (238 amino acids)
Source: RefSeq, a predicted model, not a curated record